This is a messenger RNA of Aplysia californica (California sea hare), 1444 nucleotides long. RefSeq names its product zinc finger and SCAN domain-containing protein 22. NCBI's taxonomy places the organism in Eukaryota, Metazoa, Mollusca, Gastropoda, Aplysiida, Aplysiidae. The record is from RefSeq and is a predicted model, not a curated record. The annotation marks the transcript as partial. The transcript has a single exon.
GUCCAAGUCCUCUACCUGCGUACAAGUUGCCUGGGUCUAGUAGUGGUCUCGGCAGUGGACGAUCUAAGCGAAAGAGCUCCAUCCCAUGCAAGUCUGUUGCUGCCUCCAGCUCGUCAGCUCUCGAAGAGGGGGAAUCCGUCCUGGAUGAGAUGGAUUGCUCCGUUCUGAAAUCUGUGGCAAGACCGGAUACAUAUCAGCCUGAUUUAGGCCAUAUUGGAUUCUUGCAAUCUGGGUCUCCUCAAGAAGUGCAUGAUGUGAUUUCUCAGGAGUCUAACUUCCAGGACAAGAAUUUUUACCCAUAUAGUACUUUGGGUAGACCCUUAGCUCCGGAAGUUCAACUCAGUAGAGAAAAAGUGAAACAUUUCAGUGAUAAUCCGAACAAUUUUAAUUUUUUGGAUCAAAAUUUUCAGUACAGGAAAGACAUAAAAAAGCAUGUUUUGAUUCGUGCUGGGAUAAAACCAUACCAGUGUGAUUUCUGUGGUGAAAAAUUUAACCGUUCAGAUUACUUAAGGGAACACACUUUGCUACACACAGGAGAAAAGCCAUACAAGUGUGAUUUGUGUGGGGCAAAAUUUAUCAGAUCGAGUCACUUGAAGAGACAUAAAUUGAUACACACAGGAGAAAAGCCUCACAUUUGUGGUUUGUGCGAUGCAAGGUUUAACCAAGAAAGUAGCUUAAAACGACACAUACUCAUACACACAGGUGAAAAACCUUACAAAUGUGACGUAUGUGAGGCGAGGUUUAAUCAGGCAAGUAGCUUGAAGCAACACACUUUGUUGCACACUGGGGAAAAGCCUUACAAGUGUGAUGUGUGUGAUGAAAGAUUCAAGUCCAGGAGAAACUUGAAACAGCAUCUGAAGAUAACGCACAUCGAUCCUCUUGAAUUUCAAAAGAGGAAGUCAUUGCAGUUGUGACAUGUUUUUAGCAACACAUUCAGCUGGGUAUUGAUGUGAGAUUGCUUCAACGCAAGAGAGAAUUCUGUUACCCGUGUACAGUUCAGGUCCAUUUAUGAUUAUAAUUGUAUCAUUAGGGUCUGUAAAGAGGCAAAUUGAAAAAACCCCACACAGACUUACGCACAGGGUUCACGUAUAAUAUUGAUCUUCAAGGGAAAGGGAAGCAUCAUGGACAACCUUUUCUUACUCAGCCGUAAUAUUUUCCCUUUGUUUUUCUUCAUGUUUUUUAGAAUGGGGAGGCGGAGGGGGGUUCCCAUGUUUUCUUGCCAUUUUGUGCAUACUCACUAUUGUCAUAGCUUUAGAAUAAGAAGUGAGCCUGGAAUCCAGGUUCAAUUUUUUUUUUAGGGCCUAAAAAACAGAAAAAAUAACUAAGGGACCGGGGGAGGUUUGAUAUUGAAAUUAACAUGAAAUCAGAGUAUUUAACCCUCUCCGUACGUCGUGUUUUACUAUCGUAUCCAUACGACGUAGGCAACUCUAUGCCACCACUUUUC